This is a messenger RNA of Oreochromis aureus, 3401 nucleotides long. RefSeq names its product polyhomeotic homolog 1 (gene phc1). The transcript has 14 exons. The record is from RefSeq and is a predicted model, not a curated record. Gene Ontology annotation, molecular function: protein binding; zinc ion binding. Gene Ontology annotation, cellular component: PRC1 complex; nucleus. The coding region runs from base 282 to 2642 and encodes 786 amino acids. NCBI's taxonomy places the organism in Eukaryota, Metazoa, Chordata, Actinopteri, Cichliformes, Cichlidae.
UGGUUUACAGUCUUCCACAGUAUCCAAAAAAGAAGACGAAGAAGAAGGGGAAAAGAAGUGCUUUGUGAGGGGCGGGGUUUUGUUGGAGGCAAAAAACCUAGAAAGCCCUGUCGUUGUUGGCAGCUACAACCAACAUCCGAAAAAUAACUCAAUUUAACUGUGAAAAGGACGGAAAGCCAAGAAGAGUGAGAAGUAGCAAAAACUGGAUAUAGAUCGUUUAUAGUUAAAACUGUUGACACAGCUACUUCUGAUGAUUGGCCUUUUCGUUUUGAGCAGCAAACAUGGAUGCAGGUGAAGACCAAAAUACAGGCACCAACAAUGGAAAUUCUCAGACAAGUGGCAAUUCUCAUGCACCACAGAUAGCCCGCAUGUCUCUGUAUGAGAGACAGGCUGUACAGGCUCUGCAAGCUCUGCAAAGACAGCCUAAUGCUGCUCAGUACUUCCAGCAGCUCAUGCUGCAGCAGCAGAUCGCAAAUAGUGCUCAGUUCCACAACUUAGCUGCUGUGCAACAGGCCACACUUGCUGCUAGUCGCCAGUCCAAUACUCCAAGUAACAGCAUCUCCCAAGUGCCCACCACUGUCAAUCUAAGCACCACCUCUGCGGGAGGGACUAUGUCCAGUCCUCGUCCUCAUGGUCCGGCCACCUCUGCAACCAAAACUGCUAUCAACCAGUCAGUGCUGCUGGGUGGAAACUCAGCAGGAACGGGACAGAUGUAUCUUAGAGUCAACCGUUCUCAGCUCAUCUUCAUGCCUGGUGGUCCAGCAACUGCUACUGUUGCAGCAGUUGCUCAAACUCAGCCCCAGCAGCAGCAACAGCACGAAGUUGCUUCUACCGGUGCUAGCACCCAGUCUGACAAUGAUCAGGUGCAGAACCUUGCCUUACACUGUGCUUCCACAACCAAAGCAGUUGCUGUUAAAUCUGAGCUUCCAGAAAGGAAAGAUGCUUCUGGCUUUCCUCUUGGUCAACAGCAGCAACAACAACAGAGUUUCCCACAGACAGUUCAGCAGCAACAAGUGCAACCACAACAGCAACAACAAAUUGCCAAGAGCAGCUUUACACAACAGUCUGCCACAAAUCCACUGACUGUAAAGACUGGAAAUCAGGCUGCCAUGACUGUAACUCCUGCUUCUUCUGUAGCUCCUUCAUCCACUUCCUCUCCAGGACUCCCUCUCUCCCAACUCCUCCUGACCCCCUCUGCUGCACCGGUGAUCCUAGUACCCACAUCAAAUGUUCCUACCUCCACCCAGGGCUACCCUAUUGGCUCAGUGGCACCAAAGCCGAAUGUUAACACUCAAACUCUGGUGGUGCAACCCCUGCAACAGUCCAGCACUAAUGUAGACAAAGGUCCUGUUCCAAUACAGCCCAAGACAGCUCAGGGACACCGUUUACCGUUGCAGCUGCCCCCUCGACACCCACCACCCAUUCUACCAGCUCCACCUAGCAAUAAUCAGUCCACUGCUGCAGGUCACAACCCUCCUCACAUCCCUGUCCAGCUCGUGGGAGCCAGGCAGGGCUUAGCAGGAAAUGCGCAAGCUGUGGCCCUUGCACAGGCACGAAAUAGCACAGCCCAGGAAAGUCCAUCUGGUGGGAAUGUUGGCACGGCCUCCAGCAACAGUACUAUGACAAAAGCUCCUCUUGGCUCUCUCAAGAGGAAAUAUGACUGUGAUGGCCUGAAUGAGAUGACAGAAUCUUCAGACUCAGCACCCAUGAAAGACUCGGCUCCUCCUUUAUCUCCUGCACCUACAAAGGACUCGGCUCCUCCUUCAGAAGCUGCCUUCUCAUCUCCUCCCACGCUUUCUUUGCCUCUCCCAUUGUCAAGAGUAGGGCACGGGGACAAAGACAGAGCACCUGUUCCCCAGGCUGUCGUCAAACCACAAGUUCUCACUCAUGUUAUCGAGGGCUUUGUGAUUCAGGAGGGAGCUGAGCCCUUCCCUGUUGCUCGGCUUCCCAAAGACAGAGAUUUUGCCCUGGUUGGCUGCACAGAAAACGGACCUCCAUUGUUAAAGUGUGAAUACUGUGGAAACCUUGCUCCAGCCAGCCAGUUCAGAGGAUCAAAGAGGUUCUGUACUAAUACUUGCGCCAAAAGGUAUAAUGUAAGCUGCAGCCAGCACUACAAAUCCAGCAGAGGGAGAACGGCUGCAGGGCUGGCACCAAAUCCAGCACCCACAGAGAGCACUGCUAGGCGUAGGGGUUCCACUCGCAGGAGCGGUUCUAAUAUCACCUUUAAUAAAAUAUCAACUAAGCAUCUACCUGUCAAGUUUAACUCAGAGUCCAGUCGUUCAGAUGAAGUAUCCAGCGACGGCGAAGAAGACGAUUCUCCGUCACUGUCCCCGAGUUCUUCCCGCUCCUGCUCAAGAGCCGAGCACAGCGCUCUUCAGUCUGACAGCUCAGCUCCUGGAAGCCUUCCACUAGAGGGGGCUGGCUUCCUGUCUUCGACUCCUUCCCAGUGGAGUGUGGAUGAAGUCUACAGGUUUAUCUCCUCACUUCAAGGUUGUGAGGAGCUGGCUGCCCAGUUUCAGUCUCAGGAAAUAGACGGGCAGGCGCUGCUGCUUUUGCGUGAGGACCAUCUCAUCUCCACCAUGAACAUCAAGCUGGGUCCCGCUCUCAAGAUCUGUGCCUCCAUCAACAGCCUGCGUGAGUAAUGCUGCCAGCGUUCCAGAAGGACUCCAGGAUUGUGUUGUCAUAGCCAACUUCUCACUGAAAUCAACACUUGGACUCUUAAAAAAAGACUGAGAACUUUGGGAUUAAUGAAGAAGCUCCAUCGGUCUUGUGGAGACAAGAAGAUGGAGAGUUUACUUUCAGGACACUGAAUGUGCAGAAGACAUGAAUGCAUAUGUGUGAGUGGUUCGUGAGAAGUCAAGUAUACACGUCAGUAGUGUUUUUGUUUUGUUUUUCUCUGUCACUGUGAGUAGAGGCGUUUUUACGCGUGGAAGGAGAAACUGUGCAAAUCAGGCAGCAUAGCGACAUCGGUGCUAGGACAGUUCACCACUUGGGUGCAAAAAAAGAACCUUGCCUUCUUGCUGUAUUUCAAUCGGUGCUUUAACUUUAGCGACGUGAUUAGCAACAGUCCAUUACGUUGAUAUUUCCGUUCUUUUUGUAGUUACGCUUAUAGUUUGCCAUAGAUGUUCCAUCCAGGCUCCAAUCAUAUCACGGAAAGGACACUCAGAAAGCCUGGGCUUUUUUAAUUAGGUUAUUAAAACAGUUAUUGAAAGUUUAGUUUUGUAUCUUUUCCAUUUUAUACUACAAUCAGAAUUAUUUUUUCAUGGAUACUGUAGUUUUAGUGGCUUUAAUCAACCUGACUACCUGAAAAUAGGUUUUCCUCAUGGUUUGCUCUUUCAACGACUGGAAGCGCUCUCUGUGCGUGUAUGCAGUACUACCAAUAAAAAGUACCUGUUACUGGA